Didymella exigua CBS 183.55 is the source of this 345-nucleotide messenger RNA. Its product is annotated as tubulin binding cofactor A. Gene Ontology annotation, cellular component: microtubule cytoskeleton; cytosol. The transcript has 3 exons. Gene Ontology annotation, biological process: tubulin complex assembly; post-chaperonin tubulin folding pathway. Lineage: Eukaryota; Fungi; Ascomycota; Dothideomycetes; Pleosporales; Didymellaceae. The record is from RefSeq and is a predicted model, not a curated record. Gene Ontology annotation, molecular function: beta-tubulin binding. The coding region runs from base 1 to 345 and encodes 114 amino acids.
AUGGCACCUCCUUCCAAGCUCGCCGUUGCGACCGGCUCUGUCACUCGAUUGGUCAAAGAGGAAGCCAGCUACCACAAGGAGCUGGUGCAGCAGGCGGAGCGCAUCAAGAAGCUUGAAGCCAGCGAAGGCGACGAGAACAAGGAGUACACGCUGCGACAAGAGAAGCAAGCCCGCCAAGAGACCCAGAAUGUGUUCCCGGCCAUUCGAGCAAGGAUCGAGCAGGCUGUCGAGAAGCUCGAGGCCGAACUCGAGAACAGCAACAACACCGGUGGUAACGCAGACGAGAUCAAGAAAGCAGAGGAUGCACUAGCGGCCGGAAGAAAGGUGAUUGCUGAGGGAUCAUGA